AUGACAGAAAUAGCGAUUAUAGCGACUGAUUUAGCUGAAGUUAUUGGAACAGCAAUUGCAUUGAAUAUUUUGUUCAAUAUUCCUUUAUUCUUGGGCGUAAUUAUUACAGUUAUAGAUGUGUUAAUUGUUUUGAGUGCUUAUAGACCAAAGGGACCUCUAUUUUUUAUCCGCAUCUUUGAAUCUUUUGUUUCAAUCUUAGUUGCUGCUACCGUGGUUUGUUUCGGUAUUCAAUUGUAUCAAGUUAGUCAUGAUAAGUCAAUAAACUUUUCCAUUGCAGAAGUGUUUAGAGGGUUUUUACCAAAUGAAGAUGUAGUGGAUAUGUCUGAACGAGAAGGUGGUAGUGGAUUAUUCUUGAGUUUGGCUAUAUUGGGUGCAACAGUCAUGCCUCAUUCAUUAUAUUUGGGCUCUGGUUUAGUCCAGGCUAGACUUAAGGAUUUCGAUAUUAAGCAUGGGUAUUUUGUACCGUGGAGUAGUGAGCUGAAUAAAUCGGAGAUAUCAAUACCUAGUGAGAUUACAGUAACUGAUGUGGAUAAUAUUGAAACACCAUUGACUAUGCCAACAAUAGCGCCAAAUCCUGCUUUCGAAAGUGGUAGUGGUAGUAGUGGUAGGGGUAGUGGUAGUAGUGGUAGUAGUAACAGUAACGCUAAUGGUGACUGUGGGGAUGAUAUCACUUUGAGAGCUAAUGAAGAGGAAGAGGAAGAAGAAGAAGACCAUUAUAGACCAUCAAUUCACGCUAUUAAAGAUACCAUGUCAUAUACUAUUAUUGAAUUGGUUAUUUCAUUAUUUACAGUUGCAUUAUUUGUUAAUUCCGCAAUUUUGAUAGUUGCAGGUGCUACAUUGAACAGUUCAAAGAUGGGCUCGCCGAGGGACAAUGAUGACCACCAUGAUAUCGAUCAUGACACAGAUGACGAUUCUGACGACGAUUAUGAAAAUGCAGAUUUAUUCACCAUUUAUCAUUUGUUAUCCAAACACUUGUCACCUACAGCUGGGUUUGUAUUUGCUUUGGCGUUGUUGUGUUCCGGUCAAAGUGCGGGUGUUGUAUGCACAUUAGCUGGUCAAAUGGUGUCCGAAGGUUUCCUAUCUUGGAGUUUGCCUCCUGUUGCAAGAAGAUUGGUCACUCGUGGACUAGCCAUUGUUCCAUGCCUCUUUACAGUUACAUUUGCGGGAAGAGAAGGUUUGGCCAAGACACUAAAUGCAAGUCAAGUUGUGCUUUCAAUGCUCUUGCCAAUUGUUAGUGCCCCCUUGAUUUGGUUUACAUGCGACAAAAAAACAAUGAGAGUGCCUAUAUUUGUUAGAGACGGCGAGGAAGAUAUUGAUAUUUUAUAUGAUGCAGAUGAGGAGGUUGAGGAUAUUUGUUUCAGUUCUAGUCCUGGUGGUACCAAGAGAUAUACAACUUCAGAUUCAGCUAUACGACUCCAGGAUUUACGCAACUCCCAUCCAUGUGCUGGCUGGGAAGAGGAGGAUGAUGACGAGGAAGAUCACCAUCGCCAGCUACAAAACAAGUAUGCAGAUGAAAGUGGGAGAUUAAUGAGUGAUAACAGUUUGGUAUCAUAUAAGUACCCACAACUACAUCAAAGUAGCAGUAUGAAAACAAAGAAAAAUUUGGUGGAUAAACCUUCUGAUUUGAGUGUCUCUUCAGCAUCCGAUGAUUCACAAACUCCACUGCGUCGGAAUGUUGAUAAUGAAAAUGGUAACGAUAACGGUGACAGUGAUGAUAAUGAGAGAUUUAGAAUCAAGGGAUAUAAAGACUUCAGCAAUAGUUUAUUGACAUCUGUCUGUGCUAUUGUAAUUUGGGGAUUUAUUACAGUAUUGAACUUGUAUUUAGUGGUUAAUAUGUCUCUAGAUAUUUAA
Molecule: messenger RNA, 1851 nt
Organism: Lodderomyces oxycetoniae
Lineage: Eukaryota; Fungi; Ascomycota; Pichiomycetes; Serinales; Debaryomycetaceae
Product: divalent metal ion transporter
Exons: 1
Coding region: 1-1851 (616 amino acids)
Biological process (GO): intracellular manganese ion homeostasis; iron ion transport
Cellular component (GO): plasma membrane
Molecular function (GO): manganese ion transmembrane transporter activity; cadmium ion transmembrane transporter activity
Source: RefSeq, a predicted model, not a curated record